This is a messenger RNA of Gloeophyllum trabeum ATCC 11539, 1275 nucleotides long. RefSeq lists its product as uncharacterized. Bases 53 to 1183 code for a protein of 376 amino acids. Lineage: Eukaryota; Fungi; Basidiomycota; Agaricomycetes; Gloeophyllales; Gloeophyllaceae. The transcript has 5 exons. The record is from RefSeq and is a predicted model, not a curated record.
GGCCCACCACCUCCGACCCGACACUCCACGAAAUACUAAUGCCUACAGUAGUAUGGACGAUAAACGCUCACAGACCCUUCAAGCGCUUUCGAGUUUCAUAGAACGUCAGAGAGCCGUGUUGGCUCGUACCCAGGCGGAUAUUGAGAGUCUGAUAUCUCUCAAGAGACAUGUUGUCUCCCAGCCCGAACUUGACCUGGGGAGUCUCACUGAGAAGUUCGGCGGACAAUUGCUCAGUGACCAGAGCGCUGAAGCAUCUCUGCUUCCCGACAACGUCGACUGGUCAUUAUUCAGGUCUUGCGACCCGACGCCGUUCAGGGAUCUGGCUUCUAGUGUUAGGGCCAUCCAGACGCAACGUUCCAGUCCUUCGAAGACUCAGCAGGGACCACUUUCCGACCUGCAGAAGCUUGUGAAAGAGACGCGACGAAUGAUAGUCGAUCCCGUCCUCAGCCAGCUGCCCCCUCUGUCUGACGACGAAGAUUCGCCAGACGAAGAAGUUGAUCAGGAGGAGCUCAUCAAAGAGAGGGAGCGCGAGAAGAUACGUGAGCUCAAGAAGCGUAAGAUCAGCUGCGGGCUGACUGUCCCGCUGCGCGCACAUGCUGUCAAUGGGGUCUUUAUACGAAGAGACUUGGAAGACGAGAGCGCGGAUGUAGAUAUAUCGCUCGCUGGGGAUAGCGAGGAUUCGCCUGCGCCGUUCCGGAUGAAAGAGGAUCCAAGCGCUGACUUCGCCGGGUUACCGACGCCUGUCUCGAUGUCGGAGUCCGUCGACGACAAACCUCGGGCCUCUCGAACUUCGCGCCUGCCUAAGCGCCGACGUAUUGAAGAAAAGGCUGUAGAGCCGUCGAAGGUGAAUGGCCAGAGAGGCUCUAAACCGUCGAAGAACGCCCGCAAACAAGAGGACUCUCCCAAACCAGAACCUGUUGCCACCGACGCAUCGGGUCGCACCUCUGGCAAGCCCAAACCGGAGACGUAUAAACAAGCAUGGUCGGUUUCGGAGCAACACCUCCUGGAGCGCUUGUUGGAGGAGAUACCCCAUGGGGAGCGGAAUCGGUGGCAGAAGAUUUCUCAGGCUAUGAAUGGGCGGAGGACGCCCCGACAAGUUGCGAGCCGCGUGCAGAAGUAUUUCGAGAAGCUGAAGCGAUUCGGGAUUGAUCCUGCCGGUAAGGGUAGUACAGAGAGGGAGUGAGGAUGGUAGACUUCGACCACGAACGCUAUAAUGCACCUUGUAAUGCAGUCUAUAGGUCACUAUAAUGAUGGUGUAAUGAAUCAUGAUGCUUG